CUACCUGCAGUGGAGACUGAGAGCCGACCCGGGUCACCGAGUCCGACUGGACUUCCACACUCUGAUCCUGGAGGACGACUGUCAGCAUGACUUCAUCCAGAUCUACGACUCCCUGGCCCCAAUUCAGAACCUGCUCCUGACAGAGCAGUGUGGAUACCCUCAUGAGUCCCUCUCCUUCCUGUCCUCUGGGAGCGUCAUGUUGCUGACUCUGGUCACCGACGAGGAGAAGGACUUCCCCGGGUUCAUAGCCAACUACUCACAGAUCUCUCUGAGAGAACAAAAGUGCGGGGGAACACUGACUGCAUCCAAAGGCUCCUUCUCCUCACCUUUCUUUCCCUCCAACUAUCCUCCUAAAACCACCUGCGUCUGGAAGAUCCAGGCCCCAAAAGAAACGUUUUUGAAGGUUCAGUUCAAGAAGUUCUUCCUCGGAAACAACAGCGCCCAGUGUCGACAGGAUUACGUGGAGGUGGACAGUCAAAGACUGUGUGGCAGUAAGCUCCAGAGCAGCGUUCUCACCAGCCGCAGCAACGCCAUGACCAUCAGAUUCCACUCGGACUCGUCCUACGUGGACCAGGGUUUCACCGCAGAGUACGAAGCGUUCAUCCCGACAAACCCUUGUCCGGGGAGGUUCCAGUGCACCAACAACCUGUGCCUCAACACGACUCUGCAGUGUGACGGCUGGAACGACUGUGGAGACGCCAGCGACGAGGAAAACUGCAAGUGUGACGAGUCUCAGAUGAAAUGUAAAAACGGACGCUGUAAACCGGAGUUCUGGAAAUGUGACGGCGUGGACGACUGUGGAGACAACACAGAUGAGGAGAACUGUGUGAAAUGCAAACCAGGUGAGUUCACCUGCAGAAACAGUCGCUGUAUCCCCAAGAAGAUGCAGUGUGACGGAAAGGACGACUGCUCGGACGGAUCAGACGAGUCCAAAUGUGAAAAAUCUCUGGUUCUGCAGCAGUGUUCAGAGUUCACGUUUCGCUGCAGAGACGGACGCUGCAUCAGCAAACUGAACCCUGAGUGUGACGGAGAACAGGACUGUGAGGACGGUUCGGACGAGGACAACUGCCACUGUGGAACGAGGCCUUACCGGAGCUCCCGUAUCGUGGGCGGGCAGGCGUCCCGGGAGGGGGAGUGGCCCUGGCAAGUUAGCCUCCAUAUCAAAGGCCAGGGUCACACGUGCGGAGCAUCGGUGCUGAGCAACCGCUGGCUAAUAACGGCGGCUCACUGCGUGCAGGACAACGGACCAAACAAGUACUCCCAGGCCACCCAAUGGGAGGCCUUGCUGGGUCUCCAUGUGCAGAGUCAGACCAGCGAGUGGACAGUGAGGAGGAACAUUCAGCAGAUCAUCGCUCACCCGGAUUACAACUUCCUCACUUACGACAACGACAUCGCCCUGAUGGAGCUGGACUCCAACGUCACCCUGAACCAGAACAUCUGGCCCAUCUGUCUGCCCUCGCCCACCUACGACUUCCCAGCAGGCCUCGCGGCGUGGAUCACAGGCUGGGGGGCCACCAGAGAGGGAGGUCUCGCUGCGAAGAUCCUGCAGAAGGCCGAGGUUCGGAUCAUCAACAGCACGGUGUGUAAGAGUCUGAUGAAAGAUGACGUGACCGACAGGAUGCUGUGUGCCGGACUCCUUAAAGGGGGCGUGGACGCCUGUCAGGGCGACUCUGGAGGACCACUGUCCGUCACAGGGCCCAGUGGGCGGGUCUUCAUAGCUGGCGUGGUGAGCUGGGGCGACGGCUGCGCCCGGAGGAACAAACCGGGCGUCUACACCCGGGUCACGAAAUACCGGAACUGGAUCAAGGAGAAGAGCGGGGUGUAGGAGGUCAAGCAGCGAGGAAACAGGUUCUCUGGACGCCACUCGUUUAUCAUGAAGACUUUUCCAUCAUUUCUUCUGAAAUGUUUACAGCAGUGAUUCACUCUCUAUUUUUUUAUUCUAUGAAGCUUCUGCUUUUUUUCUUCUCGUGUAAUAAUUGAAUCUGAGCAGCAGCAGUCAGCACGCCGUCCCUGAUGGCGCUCUGAAGACUCUUCAUGAGCUCAGCUCGGUUUUAACAUCCAAACCUUUUCUCACCUGUUUUCUUAAAGGGGCCGUUGAUUCAGGACGUCUGUGUAAAUGUGGGAUCCUUCCUGUCAUGUCACCCAUUUUCACCUGUCAGAAACAAAAACAAAAACAACACUUUGAUCCAUUUGAGACAUUAAAUCCUUUUUUUUCACGGCUGUCGAUUGCAGCAAUCUACGGGAGCAACUCUAAAAGAAGUUGUGACUGAUGGUCAUUAAAAUCCAAAAGAUGUGAAAGUUUAAAAAAACGGAAUCUUCCUUUAAAACGGCGAUUAAUUAAAAUAAAAAGCUUUUAUGAAAGCUGACUUGUCAAACAGUCGUACCAAUUUACUUCAGCAUCAAUUUUAGGUUAUCAAUAAUUUGUAUUUAUUUUGUGAAUUUAUGAAAACGUUGCUAGAUUGAAUUUGUUAAUUUCUUCACUAUGAAUUAUUUAAAGGGCUAAACGGUGGUUUUUUUAGACUUCUGUGUGUAAUGUAAAGUAUUUAACUCAAGGUACUCAGGGACUCAGGUAACAGUACCUCAGGGAAUUGUCCUCGGCCUGUUAGGGAUUCACAUAAAACACCAGAGUGUGGCUGUUGAAAAGUAAUCCAACAGGGUUAAAGACUGAAAUCUGGAAUCAGGUUUUUAAAUGAGGAAAGUAAGAAUUACGUGAUUGGAUAAAAUCAGGUUAUCUAUGGUGAGCUCCAUAGUUCUCUCUGCGGAUGUGUUGUUGUGUUAUUUCGCACUCAAACGAUCAUUAUCUGUCAUUAUCUUGUGGAAUUAGCCAUGUUGCUUUUCGACUUGUUGCCAACUGGAAUACGAUCAACUCGGGUGUGAAGUCAUUCCCAGUUCAGAGGUCAAUAGAACGUCCCAUUAGUCCUGGUUUUUAAACCCGAUUAAGGGUUAGAAAAUAGGGUUCGAAGUUUCGGAUGGCCUAGCGGUUAUGUCACACAGCCCGUGUACAGAGGCUGUAGUCCUCGUCGCAGCGACAGCGAGUUUGAAUCCGACCUCGGCCCUUUGCUGCAUGUCAUCCCCGCUCUCUCCAAAACUAAUAAAGUGAGCUGGAUUAUUCGAUCCUUCAGUUAGACAGAAAGUGAAUAAAAUCUGGAUCGUUUUUUAUAUCGAGAUGAGACGUGUUGAGCAACCGUGCCAAAAGCGCGUCCAACUUGUAUUUUAACCACGUCAGUAAAUAGAACGUCAGAGUCUCGCGGUAUUUGAAGGAACCCUUAAAGAGCUUGUUUGCAUGCUGCAGCGCUCUCCAGUGUUGACUUCCUGUUCCAAACAGGAUGACGGCGCUUCUUCUCCAGAGCCAAAAGAUCGAAAAUAAUCAAGUUUCAUCAUUUUUAGAAUAUUGCAUUUAAUAAAAACUUAGUGACGUAGUAACCAGGGAAACCAAACUGCCUUUGAAGUUUUUCCUCUGAUGUUAGAUUUUCUCGUGUUGCAGCGCCCCCUACAGCUGCUGUUUGUGUUACACUUCCUGUUGUUUUGACGAGUGUAUUUAUUUUUUGUCUUCUUUUAGUCACAUCCUCGUCUGUCUUCGUUUUUAUCGUCACAUGUUUAGUUUGGGGUAGUUUUAGUAAAUGUUAAAGAUGCUAAAUACUUGAAUGUAAUUGAAUCUUCUUCGACCAAAUCAUAAGCAAUAAAAAAAACAUUCAAAAACCAAAUAUAAA
This is a messenger RNA of Labrus bergylta (ballan wrasse), 3710 nucleotides long. The record is from RefSeq and is a predicted model, not a curated record. Lineage: Eukaryota; Metazoa; Chordata; Actinopteri; Labriformes; Labridae.